This is a messenger RNA of Arctia plantaginis, 444 nucleotides long. Lineage: Eukaryota; Metazoa; Arthropoda; Insecta; Lepidoptera; Erebidae. The record is from the annotation of a GenBank genome assembly.
AUGGCUGGAUACUCGGAAGAUCAAUUGGCAGAAUUUCAGGAGGCUUUCCAGUUGUUUGAUUCACGUGGAGAUGGCAAGAUCCAUGUCGCCCAGAUUGGUGAUGCUUUGAGAGCCCUGGGACAAAACCCCACCGAGUCGGAUGUUAAAAAAUGCACUCUACAUUUAAAACCUGAUGAGAGAAUUUCUUUUGAAGUGUUUUUGCCCAUCUAUCAGGCCAUAUCUAAAGCACGCAGUGGUGACACAGCCAAUGACUUUAUUGAGGGUCUGAGGCACUUUGACAAGGAUGGCAAUGGAUUCAUAUCAUCUGCGGAACUGCGCCACUUGCUCUCCACCCUAGGAGAGAAACUUAGUGAUGAUGAGGUGGAGCAGCUGCUGCAGGGCCAGGAGGACUCCCAGGGCAACAUCAACUACGAGAACUUCGUGCACCUCAUCAUGCAGGGCUGA